Messenger RNA from Phaeoacremonium minimum UCRPA7, 1428 nucleotides. Its product is annotated as putative acetylornithine aminotransferase protein. Bases 1 to 1428 code for a protein of 475 amino acids. The record is from RefSeq and is a predicted model, not a curated record. Gene Ontology annotation, cellular component: mitochondrial matrix. The transcript has 3 exons. NCBI's taxonomy places the organism in Eukaryota, Fungi, Ascomycota, Sordariomycetes, Togniniales, Togniniaceae. Gene Ontology annotation, biological process: arginine metabolic process. Gene Ontology annotation, molecular function: identical protein binding; pyridoxal phosphate binding; transaminase activity.
AUGGCAUUCCGGGUCCCAGUCCAGCGAGUCUCGGCCACUCUGGCCGGACGAUCAAGCCGCCCGCUUUCCACCGGUGUACUAGCUGUGGCCCGGCUGCGAUGCUAUUCACAGGCGGCCGCCGCCUCCAAUCUGGCUCAGGAGACCCAGGGCUCAAUUGUGAGGGACGCCAACCUUCCCAACCCCGAUCCCACCGCCGACUCCCCGAGCGCCGCACUUGUCAAUGAGCAUGCCCCGUUCAUGGUUGCGACAUACUCCCGACCACCCCCCGUCUUUGUACAAGGAGAAGGCUCGUAUAUAUGGGAUCUUGAGAACCGGAAAUAUCUGGACUUUACGGCCGGAAUCGCUGUCAAUGCUCUGGGCCAUUCCGACCCCGAGUUCGCUGACUUGAUCGCCCAGCAGGCCAAAACACUCAUCCAUGCCUCAAAUCUGUACUACAACCCAUGGACCGGCGCUCUUUCGAAACUGCUGGUCGAGAAGACUCUGGAGUCAGGGGCUAUGCACGAUGCCACCUCCGUGUUCAUCUGCAACUCGGGCUCCGAGGCUAACGAGGCCGGCAUCAAGUUCGCCCGCAAGGUGGGCAAGGUCCUCGACCCCUCCGGCGAGAAAUAUGAGUUCGUCUCCUUCCACAAUGCUUUCCACGGGCGCACCAUGGGGAGUCUGUCGGCCACGCCGAACCCCAAGUACCAGAAACCCUUCUCGCCCAUGGUUCCCGGCUUCAAGUAUGGCGACUUCAACGACGUCGCCGCCAUCAACGAGCUGGUCACCGAGAAGACGUGCGGUGUCAUCGUCGAGCCCAUCCAGGGCGAGGGCGGCGUCCAGGUCGCCAGCGACGAGUUCCUCAUCGCCCUCGCCAAGCGCUGCCGCGAGGUCGGCGCCGUGCUGCACUACGACGAGAUCCAGUGCGGCUUGUCCCGCACCGGCAGCUUCUGGGCCCACGGCCGCCUGCCCAAGGAGGCGCACCCGGACAUCCUGACCACGGCCAAGGCGCUCGGGAACGGCUUCCCCAUCGGCGCGACCAUCGUGAGCAAGGACGUGGCGGAGAAGAUCAAGGUCGGCGACCACGGCACCACGUUCGGCGGGAACCCGCUCGCCUGCCGACUGGCGCACUAUGUCGUCUCUAGGCUGGCCGAGCCUGCUUUCCAAAAGGAGGUAACGGCAAAGGGCGCGGUGUUCGUCCAGAAGUUCAAGGAGCUGCAAGCCAAGUACCCCGAGUUGAUCUCGGAGGUGCGAGGCCGGGGACUGAUCCUGGGUCUUCAGCUGACCCAGGACCCGAACCCCAUCAUCACGGCUGCUAGGGAGAGGGGCUUGCUCGUCAUUACUGCUGGCACAAACACCCUUCGGUUCGUGCCGCCUUUGACCGUCUCGGAGAGCGAGAUUGACGAGGGCAUUGAGAUUCUGGACAAGGCUAUUGCUGCAACCCAGGCAUGA